AUGUCGUCUAUUGGAAUCAUCGGACAGAUCGAUGAAGCCAUCGGCACUUUCUUCGCACAAUGGAACACAGGCAGCACAAUCAUAGUGGGGCUCGUCCUCAUAGUCUUAAUAUACCCCAUAUUCACAGCCAGGGAUCCAGACACACAUCCUUUCCUCCUCGCACGACAAGCACAAGCCUCGCCGAUCAGACAACCCGGUGAAUCGGCCGUAUACCGCUCUACAGAGAUUCCAUAUGGGUAUCCUUUGAAGUCCGGCUUGGGCAUCAAAGAUCCUGGAGCCUCGAAAUGGACGACAGGACGAGACGGUGAUCUGCGAGAUGUCUGGCGACAGGCUGUGAAUGGGUCAAAUAAGGAGGAUGGGAAUUCAGCUGGUGGCACGGCUAAGAUCGCGACUGUGCUUGGGGUUGAGAAGGUGGUCGAGCACAACUUGAAGGAUUUGACCAGAGAGACCAACAUCAUCGGCAAGCACAUCAAAGAAUCUGGUGGCAGGAAGGUCGCGGUGUGCUUGUCAAAUUCGACUGAAUUGUUGUGCACGGUAUUUGCCGGAGCAUUCUACGAUUUCUCACCUAUCUUAGUACCAUAUCAUCAGGAACCUGGCAAUGCGGUCGAAAUACUCAAAGACGUCGAAUUCGAUACUUUAGUUGCAGAAGCUGGUUCUGUGGCUCUCGAAACACUUCUAUCACAGAGCAAGUCUAUCCGCCGUAUUAUCUGGGUUGCUAAGGCAGGCAGUAAGCACCUUGACUGGAACGAAGUGCCUGAAGGAGUUGGCGGCAAGCUCGAGGUCAAUACAUGGCAUGAUCUCAUCGAUGAGAAGAAGGGCGGUGCUUCUGAUGUGGUACCACCACUCGAUAAAGAGAACGAGCCACUUCCCGUGUAUGCACUUCAGCAGAAUAAAUCUGGCCAAUAUGACUCGGUGGAAUGUUCGCAGAGGAACCUCCUUUCCGGAACCUCAGCCCUCCAAUCCUCCCUCCCACGCCUCCACAAACUCGCCAACAAUGACAGCAUCCUUAUCACCACACCUCUAAACACAACCUACGCCCUCUGCUGGGCUCUCCUCGCCCUCUUCUCUGGCUCAACCCUUCUCCUCACCUCAGUCGCAGGCCCAAACAUCAACCUCAUCACCGCCACAAAAUCCGCUCGCCAGCUCCUAAAGCCCACACAAAUCAUCGCCGAUGCACGCAGUAUCCCCCGGCUCCUCGAAGACCUCACAUCUCUCGCAGGACAAGGCGGUCUCGGCGCCAAGUACAGCGUCUGGAGCACAGCACGCGCAAUCAACCAGGGGUACAUGCCUUCACCAACAUCAAAACCAACUUACCUCCCCAGCAGUCUCUCAGCCCUGAAAACACUCUACAUCGCACAGCCCGACAUUCUCCCCUCAGACCAGCGCAUCAGCAGCGCCACACUUUCAAACCUCCGCCUCCUCCUCUCCGCACGAGUCUCUCUAGCACUGACAUCAGCUCGUGUCGCAGGCUACAUCGCACAGACCAACAUCCUCGACUAUAGGGAUAAGCUUGGAGUGAAUUGUGUGGGUCCCGUCGCGGCGAGUUUGGAGGUUUGUCUGGUGGGAGAGGAGGAUGAGUUGGCGAAGAGUGACGGGGUUGGAGAGGUGGCUGUUAAGGGACCGGGUGUGGCGGGACGGGAGAAGGGGAGGGUUGUGCUUGAGGGUGUUAGGGCGAGGGUGGAUCUGGAUAAUACGGUUGUGUUGGUGGGGAGUAUUACUUUGGUUUGA
Lithohypha guttulata is the source of this 1728-nucleotide messenger RNA. RefSeq lists its product as uncharacterized. Bases 1 to 1728 code for a protein of 575 amino acids. Lineage: Eukaryota; Fungi; Ascomycota; Eurotiomycetes; Chaetothyriales; Trichomeriaceae. Gene Ontology annotation, cellular component: endoplasmic reticulum; membrane. The transcript has 3 exons. Gene Ontology annotation, molecular function: long-chain fatty acid-CoA ligase activity. The record is from RefSeq and is a predicted model, not a curated record.